This is a messenger RNA of Aspergillus steynii IBT 23096, 561 nucleotides long. Its product is annotated as cupin domain-containing protein. The transcript has a single exon. The record is from RefSeq and is a predicted model, not a curated record. Bases 1 to 561 code for a protein of 186 amino acids. Lineage: Eukaryota; Fungi; Ascomycota; Eurotiomycetes; Eurotiales; Aspergillaceae.
AUGAGCACCCCGGAAAAGAACCUCCGCCCCCUCUCCCGCUACAUAACAACCCACAACGCGACCACCGGCCUCGCGAUCUUCUCCACCACGCUCCCGGAGUCCAUGCCCGUCGCUCCCAUCCCCAACACCGCACACUUCAGCCUCGCCUACACAACCUCACACUACCCGUCCCAAAUCCCAUCCUCCGAAUCCGACGUCACCGAAUACUCAUCCUACCUCUCCCAGCCCCCGGGGCUCGUCAUCUCCUCCGGCUCCGUCUGCCGCAUCGUCGAUAUGCCGCCGCAGGCGCUGAGCCCGAUGCAUCGCACCCAGAGCCUGGAUUAUGGGGUUGUGUUGGAGGGGGAGGUCGAGUUGGUUCUGGAUUCCGGGGAGACGAGAGUGCUCAAGAGGGGGGAUGUGGCCGUGCAGAGGGGUACGAAUCAUGCGUGGAGGAAUUUGAGCAAGGAGGGUUGGGCCAGGAUGUUGUAUGUUUUGUUGCCGGCUGAGGAGGUGCUGCUUGAGGGGGGGAGGAGGUUGGGGGAGGAACUGGGUGGGAUGGAGGGGGUUAGGGGGAGUACUUGA